AUGAUAUACUGCAAUGAAGAUGCAAAACGAUUACAUGAUGAUCUAAUGGCCAAUUAUAACAAACAUCGACGGCCAGCUCCGGCAGCUAAUAAACCGAUAACUAUCAAACUAAAGUUACGACUUUCACAAAUCAUCGAUGUGCAUGAAAUUGAUCAGAUAAUGACAUGCAGUGUUUGGCUCAAACAAGUAUGGAUAGACAAAAAACUUUCGUGGAAUCCAAAAAAUUACGGUGGUGUGAAUGUGCUGUAUGUACCGUAUGAAAUGAUUUGGGUACCCGAUAUUGUCCUCUACAAUAAGUAA
This is a messenger RNA of Acanthocheilonema viteae, 300 nucleotides long. NCBI's taxonomy places the organism in Eukaryota, Metazoa, Nematoda, Chromadorea, Rhabditida, Onchocercidae. The record is from the annotation of a GenBank genome assembly.